CUCUAGUCUCGACGAUGUCCUCUGAUGUUUUGGCUAAGGAGGCUGCCAUGAGGAAACGAAUAAUCUAAAGGGCGGAAAAAAGGGAGUAAUUCCUCUGUCGCACGAGUGGCUACGAAGGCAUUGUGUAUAUCCAGAAUGCGUGUCGUGGGAUUGGUGUCUGGUGGGAAGGACAGCUGCUAUAACCUCCUGCAGUGUGUUGCAGCUGGACAUCAAAUUGUGGCACUGGCCAAUCUAGCUCCUGGCCAUGGAGAUGAGUUGGACAGCUACAUGUACCAGAGUGUGGGACACAUGGGGGUGGCCAUGUACGCAGAGGCAGUGGGUGUGCCACUGUACCGCCGCAUUAUACAAGGCUCCUCCAUCACCACUACCAAGACCUACAACCCAACGGAAGGGGACGAAGUGGAGGACCUCUAUUUGCUCCUGAAGGAAGUGCAGGAAAAAUGUUCAAUUGAAGCAGUGAGCGUUGGUGCGGUAUUGUCUGAUUACCAGAGAAUACGUGUGGAAAAUGUUUGUAGUAGACUAGGCCUCGUCUGUUUAGCAUACAUGUGGCGGAGAGACCAGUCGGAAUUAAUACGAGAGAUGGUGGACUGUGGCAUAGAUGCUAUUAUAAUUAAGGUGGCUGCUAUUGGCCUUGAACCAAGAAAACACCUGGGAAAAUCUAUUAGUCAAAUGAUAACUUAUUUAGAAAAAAUGAAAGACAAAUACAGUUUAAAUGUAUGCGGUGAAGGAGGUGAAUAUGAAACCUUUACCUUGGACUGCCCAAUUUUUAGAAAACGGAUUGUUGUGAAAGAUACAGAACUAGUGGAGACAUCAGGCGAUGUUGGUUAUCUUAAUUUUACAUCAUUAGAGCUUGUUGAUAAGGAAAUACCAGAUGAUGUCACCCAGAUGGAACUAGUAAGGGCAGCGGGUGUGCGAGAUUCUCAGGAGUUCUUGGGAGACCUGAAGCUGCCAGAGGAAGAACAGCAAGCAGAAGACCAAGCCAAGGAACUCAAUCUGGAAGAGGACGACCUGUCUUCAACCAGCUAUCAGAAUUUUGAUGCUGGUCACAAUCCAGUAAUGCAACUACCAGAUACCUUAAGUUACCGAGUUGUCCGUACCACAACUGGCUUUACUUUUGCUGGUAGUUUCUCCGGCAGUACGAUGGACGAUGUUAUUGCCAGCUUAAAAGAAAGUCUUCAAGAUGAGGAGAUGGAAUUACAUCACUUGAUUAGUGUGAAGAUGUACGUACAAGAUAUGAAUGAUUAUGUACAACUUAAUUCUCAAUACAUCAAACACUUCUCAGUCAGUCCUCCUGUUAGAGUUUGUGUAGAGGUCCCUCUCUCAAAUAAUGUACAAGUACAACUAGAUGUUUCUGGAUGGAAACAAAGCCACGUAACAACUGACAAGGAGCCAGAGAAGAUACAACCUACCUCACGAUCCACAAUGCAUGUUCAGGGCAUCUCACACUGGGCGCCUGCUAACAUAGGACCAUAUAGCCAAGCAGUGAAGGUUGGUAGUGUAGUCGUGGUGGCUGGGAUGAUUGGCUUGGUGCCUGGCACUCUUCAAGUUGUAAAUGGUGGUGUUGAAGUGGAAGCACGACUUGCCCUGCGUCAUGUGUCCAGAGUUAUUUCUGCAAUUGCUCCCUCAACCGAUAUAAGAGCUGUAGUGCAGGUAAGUGGAGGUUUUGGAGUGUGAUUGAUAUGUUUUAUGUUGUAAUCUUGAGUUUGUUUCGUUAUUUGUAUGUGGAUUAUUUUCAUAUUUAGAAAUUUGAAAUGUGUAGGAGGAUGCAGAGGCAGCAACAAAAUGGUACUCACUUAAAUGAUGGUUAUAGUAUUUCCUCUCCCUCUCCUUCCCAUUCUCUACAUUUUCUUCU
Messenger RNA from Penaeus indicus, 1852 nucleotides. RefSeq lists its product as uncharacterized. Lineage: Eukaryota; Metazoa; Arthropoda; Malacostraca; Decapoda; Penaeidae. Gene Ontology annotation, biological process: protein histidyl modification to diphthamide. The coding region runs from base 136 to 1674 and encodes 512 amino acids. Gene Ontology annotation, molecular function: diphthine-ammonia ligase activity. The transcript is spliced from 12 exons. The record is from RefSeq and is a predicted model, not a curated record.